Cryptotermes secundus is the source of this 1889-nucleotide messenger RNA. Its product is annotated as endocuticle structural glycoprotein SgAbd-9. Gene Ontology annotation, molecular function: structural constituent of chitin-based larval cuticle. The transcript has 3 exons. The record is from RefSeq and is a predicted model, not a curated record. The coding region runs from base 92 to 541 and encodes 149 amino acids. Gene Ontology annotation, cellular component: chitin-based extracellular matrix. NCBI's taxonomy places the organism in Eukaryota, Metazoa, Arthropoda, Insecta, Blattodea, Kalotermitidae.
UUCUUUCUCACUAGAUUCUCUGCGUACAUCAAGUGGAAGACGGCAUUUGAAUAUUCUGUGCUCGAGAAAUUUGUAAAAAAUUAUUUUCAUCAUGAACAUGUUUGCUGCUGUUGCUGUACUAGUAUCGGCGAUUGGCACCGCGAUGCCAGCGCCACAAGGUCCCCCUCCAGGAAGGAAUUUUUCUCCGAGGUUCCUGCCCCUUACUCCUCAGGGUUACGUCCCCAUUGUCAGCUCAAACUUCGAUCUGAACCCCAUUGACAACUCCUACAAUUUCAACUACGUGAGCGGCGACGGCAGCGAGCGUCACGAGGUUGGUGUGCUCGAGAACCCUGGGACGCCGGUGGAAGGCGUCGCCGUACAAGGUUCCUACUCCUACGCCGCACCCGAUGGAACUCCUGUCACCCUCGAUUAUGUGGCCGACAAUUUCGGAUACCAGCCCGUCGGCCCUAACAUCCACCCCGCAAUCAUCAGGGCGGUGCAGCAACAGGUCGCAGAGGCUAGAGUGGGUGCAGGGGCGCCCCCCUUCCGCAACAACUUCUAGACGCAUAUUAAACUGAAGGUUUGGCAACUUGCUCCAGUAGGCACGGCACUCCAUACGGAAGAAUUUGAUGAAAUUUUGUCUUUUCAUUAUUCCCAGCUAUAAGACACUUGUUUACAGUGAUGGUUCCUAUAUUUGCACUGGGUUCGAACUGCGAUACAUGUACAAACUUCUAAUCUUUCACCCAUUUUACGACACGUAUUUUAUUCUAUGAUGCACUACAUCUAAAAAAAGUUGCCUAACGUUAAAAUCAAGGCUUUCGCUAAAGAAAACAUGUAGCACAUUACUUAAGGCACUAUAUGAAUACAAUUGUUGUAUUCCAGAAACUAGUGUAAAUUAUUAAUUAUACCACAUCCUUAGCGGGGUAGCUGAAAUGUGCUCGCGGACCGGAACCGGACUACGUCUCACAGUUUGAAGAACAAUAAUUUACUAUACAAGGAAUAAGUGUUUCUAGGUAUAGAAAAUUAACACGCCAUACUCUUUAUUAGCAUUUGAGACGAAGCUGGGCAUGGCACUUCGUGAUUUUAAAUUAUUCAAAAGCUCACAGACGCCUCAAUCGUAAUAUAUCGCGCCGUAACAAACUGUACUAAACUAUAUGGGAUUUUACGAAUUAGAAUAUCGUUUUUCGUUAAGAUAUUGCCCAUAUCUCCAUUACAAAUAAAACAUAUGCGACCAGGAAAAGAAGCCAAUGGAUCGACCACCUGCAAUUCUUCCUCAAACUAUUAUUAUUAUUACGAAAUAAUUUGUUUCGUGUAAGAGUCUAGGAGAUUCGUGAUGGUUUUAAUAUCGGUAAUUAAUUCGCAAAAAGAGUAAUUAUGAUACACAAGAGGAAAAACGUCUGUAACAUGAAUGCUGGAGGAUAUGAUAAAACAAAUAACAGUAGCUCGCCCAUGCUUUUAUUAAAUAUGUAAAUUGUAUUCGUUUCAAAUAUAAUAAUAUUUAUAAUAAUGUUUCUCUAAACUUGCAAUGGCUUCUUUUGUAACGAUAAACAUCCUCUUAAAAUGGUACGUAUUUAUCACCGAAACGAGUAGGGUAAAAUUAAUUUAACGUAGAGUAUAUUGAAAUAUAAUGUAAUUAUGUACUUUGAUGUUCUACUGCCUUCAUAAUUAAACGUAUAAAUUUAACAGACGGAUCAUAAUAGGCCAGAAACUAUGAUUUUUCUUAACACACAAUAGAAUUUUUCCACCUAAAUUCAGCCCUUCGCCAAAUAGUAAAGAUAUCAAAUACAAUAAAGUUAUUUUUGUUAAGAAUUUUUAACAAUAAAUUCCUUAUAAGUUUAUUUCAUAAUGUUUCUAUAUAAUAUAUUAUUGUAUAAAAAGCUAAAAUCCUGUAAAUAAGUUUAUAUUUUAUC